Messenger RNA from Arvicanthis niloticus (Nile rat), 1010 nucleotides. It is a transcript of the gene C17H2orf92, whose product is annotated as chromosome 17 C2orf92 homolog. The record is from RefSeq and is a predicted model, not a curated record. NCBI's taxonomy places the organism in Eukaryota, Metazoa, Chordata, Mammalia, Rodentia, Muridae.
GUGUCUGCGAGAAAUCCAGGAGAAUGGCUCCUCCCUGAUGGCAGGCUGGUUGUGGCAAAAAUGAGCGACACGGUGUUCUUCUCCUUGGUUAUCUUCCUGGGCAGCCAUUGGGGCACAGAGUCCCUGUCUAUCCCUGUGACUGAAGGUGUGGAGAACAAUUUUUCCUUAAGUUCAAAGCAUCUUGAAGAAGAUAUGGCUAAACUAUUUGAUGAGAUCAUGCUGCAGGUGUUUCCCAGCAAUCUAGACGAUGCAAGAACAGCUGGCAGACUGAUCACGGGGAGAGACGUGAAUGAAACCUAUGCCCAUCAUAAUGACGUCAACGAUUCUGAGUUUGUAUCACAUUUACAUAAGCAAGAUGACUAUUUGGCUAAGAUAUUUGAUGAGAUUCUGGGGCAGGUGCUUUCUAAUGAUUCAAAAUAUUUAUCAGACGAAGGUGAAGGAACACUAACAGCUGAGCCACUCACGUGGAAAGACUCAAACGAAACUCAUAUUGUUGAGAAGAAUGAAGAACCAUCUCUAUUCAACAGGGAUGUGCACCAUCAACUGACUGCUGACAGCAAAGAAAUACUCCAAAAAACCAUUCAAGGUGCCUCCAGGGAGAGUCUACCGUGCGGACAGCUGCUGAGUUUCCUGCAGAGGAAUAUCAUCUCUGCCACCACCGCCAUGGUGGCAAUCCUCCUGGUGACAGUGCUGGUGGUGCUUACGCUGGUCACGUGUAUAAGGCGGAGACAGCCAAAGUACCCUCCAGCGAGCAUGACGUACAAUAUUUUUAUAAUGAACGGGAAAUCUUUGUGGCAAAAAUCCCAAGAUAAGCACCUCAAAAAAUUCAUGGGAAAGCAGAAGCACCUGAAGUACAAUUCUUUCGUCUAAGCCGGUGAAGGGGCCAGCAAACUGCCACCCAGCCACUGUCGGAGGGUUCUUUUGCACUACCUGGACCGAAGUCAAGGGAUUUGAAGUUAACUCCCCACCUCGAAGCCCAGGAAGAAAAUGAGGCCGAGAGGAGCCAACAG